This is a messenger RNA of Pseudophryne corroboree (corroboree frog), 954 nucleotides long. RefSeq names its product folliculogenesis specific bHLH transcription factor (gene FIGLA). Gene Ontology annotation, molecular function: RNA polymerase II transcription regulatory region sequence-specific DNA binding; protein dimerization activity; DNA-binding transcription factor activity, RNA polymerase II-specific. NCBI's taxonomy places the organism in Eukaryota, Metazoa, Chordata, Amphibia, Anura, Myobatrachidae. Bases 120 to 833 code for a protein of 237 amino acids. The transcript is spliced from 7 exons. Gene Ontology annotation, biological process: developmental process; regulation of transcription by RNA polymerase II. The record is from RefSeq and is a predicted model, not a curated record.
CCUAUAUUAAUAGCACUAAUUAAAGCACCUGUGCCCCAUAGAAGCAGCCUCAAAAUCUGGGACUGAAAGUAAGCUCUCGAGUUCAUUAGAAAGCAGGGUGAAGCGCCGCCUGCAGGACGAUGGAGGCCAUUCCCGGGGAGGACGGAGGGAAAGUUGUUGGAGUUGGAUUGGGGGGCGGAUUCCCGGCCAGGGAGGAGAAGAAGCAAACCGCUCAGACGCAGAGGAAACGGGAACUUCCGCAGCUACACAUUACACCCGAUCCUGAACUACUGGGGGAUGUUCUAAAGGAGCAUUAUAACUGUGUGCCUCUUAUGGCCUCCAUCAGUAAGAUGAAGAGAAUUCCAACUGGGCACUACCUAUGUUUUGAAAACUUUGAGGAAGUUCUAGAAAAGAGGCAGAUGGCCAACGCCAAGGAGAGAGAGCGGAUCCGAAAUAUCAACAGUGGGUUUUCCAAGCUGAAAACCAUUGUCCCACUGAUCCCCAAGGAUAGGAAACCAAGUAAAGUGGACACAUUGAAAGCAGCCACAGAAUACAUUCAAUUUCUUCAUGACCUCCUAGAGGAAACUGGAGGGUUCGAGAAAGUAGAAGAUAUUCCUGACCUAGAAUCUCCCGAUGGAUACCUGGGGCCAGUACCUUUCAGACCAAACUUUAUGGACACCUUAUCUGCCGACUACCACAUAAAGCGCCUUGGAAAUAUUCAAGGAGGAAUGCCGUUCAUGUUUAAGCGUGAAGAUCCGAUGGGUUUAUGGAGGGCAAAUGGCAUGUUACCUGGAUAUCUAGGCUUCAUGCAAUUUCACAAGGCUGGUAGACUGGCAUUUCAGAGCAGUCAUUAAGCCUCGUUGCUCUUUUGGUUCCAAUGAAGAUCAAUAUGAAAUGAAGAUUAUUUAAUUUGUUUAUAUAAUAUAUAUGUUGUAUAAUGUACACCUGCUAAAUAUGAAUAUUUUAAGAAACUCA